This is a messenger RNA of Emys orbicularis (European pond turtle), 741 nucleotides long. RefSeq names its product YjeF N-terminal domain containing 3 (gene YJEFN3). Gene Ontology annotation, molecular function: NAD(P)HX epimerase activity. Gene Ontology annotation, cellular component: mitochondrion. NCBI's taxonomy places the organism in Eukaryota, Metazoa, Chordata, Testudines, Emydidae. The record is from RefSeq and is a predicted model, not a curated record. The coding region runs from base 1 to 741 and encodes 246 amino acids. The transcript is spliced from 6 exons.
AUGAGCUGCCCGUCCACCCAGAGCGGGGAGCAGAUCGAGCCGCUCAGGUACCUCAGCCGCGUGGAGGCGGAAGCCAUCGAGAAGGAGCUGCUGGAAGAUUACAAAUUUGGUCGGCAGCAGCUGAUUGAGAUCUGGGGACACGCCAGCGCCAUGGCUGUGACCAAGGUGUUCCCUCUGCCGUCCCUCCCCAGGAAGCAGCCCACAGUGCUUGUGGUGUGUGGUCCCGAUCAGAACGGCGCCAUCGGCUUGGUGUGCGCACGGCAUUUGCGGGUGUUUGAAUACGAGCCGACCAUCUUUUACCCCAAGCGGUCCCUGAAUUCCCUGUAUCGGGAUUUCACCACCCAGUGCGAAAAGAUGGACAUCCCCUUCCUCUCGUACCUGCCAACGGAGGUCCAGCUGAUCAACGACGCCUACAACGUGGUGAUCGACGCCAUCCUGGGAGCCGACGCCGAGCCGGGGGAGGUGAAGGAGCCGUACACCAGCAUCUUAGCCACCCUGAAACAGAUCCGGAUCCCCAUCGUCAGCCUGGACGUGCCCUCAGGGUGGGACGUGGAGACAGGAAACAGCGAGGGAAUCAGCCCUGACGUCCUCGUCUCCUUGACCGCGCCCAAGCAGUGCGCCACCCGCUUCCUGGGCAGGCACCACUUCCUCGCCGGCCGCUUCCUGCCCUACGACGUGCAGAAGAAAUUUGAGCUCAACCUGCCCGAAUACCCAGGCACAGAGUGUGUGGUUUCGCUUUAA